AUGUCCAACAGCAGCUCCAUCACCGAGUUCCUCCUCCUGCCAUUCGCAGACACGCGGGAGCUGCAGCUCCUGCACUUCGGGCUCUUCCUGGGCAUCUACCUGGCUGCCCUCCUGGGCAACGGCCUCAUCCUCACAGCCGUAGCCUGCGACCACCGCCUCCACACCCCCAUGUACUUCUUCCUCUUCAACCUCGCCCUCCUCGACCUGGGCUGCAUCUCCACCACUCUCCCCAAAGCCAUGGUCAAUUCCCUCUGGGACACCAGGGCCAUUUCCUACUCAGGAUGUGUUGCACAGGUUUUUCUUUUUCCCUUCCUGAUAUCAGCAGAGUAUUCUCUUCUUACAAUCAUGUCCUACGACCGCUAUAUUGCCAUCUGCAAGCCCCUGCACUAUGGGAGCCUCCUGAGCAACAGAGCUUGUGCCCAGAUGGCAGCAGCUGCGUGGGGCAGUGGCUUUCUCACUGGUGUGCUGCACAUUACCAAUACAUUUUCCCUGCCCCUCUGCCAAGGCAAUGCUGUGGACCAGUUCUUCUGUGAAAUCCCCCAGAUCCUCAAAAUCUCUUGCUCACACUCCUACUUCAGGGAAGUUUGGCUUCUUCUGGUUGGUUUCUGUUUAGCAUCCGGCUGUUUUUUUUUCAUCAUGCUGUCCUAUGUGCAGAUCUUCAGGGCUGUGCUGAGGAUGCCCUCUGAGCAAGGACGGCACAAAGCCUUUUCCAUGUGCCUCCCUCACCUGUUCGUUGUCUCCCUGUUUCUCAGCACUGCCAUGUUUGCCUACAUGAAACCUCCCUCCAUCUCCUCCCCAUCCUUGGAUGUGUUGAUGGCAGUUCUGUACUCAGUGAUUCCUCCAACAUUGAACCCUCUCAUCUACAGCAUGAGGAACGAGGAGCUCAAGGUUGCUGUUAGGAGAGUGAUUUCACCGAUGUUUCUUAAGAAUGAUUAUUUUCGCUUCUUUCUCCAGAAAUGA
Cygnus olor (mute swan) is the source of this 960-nucleotide messenger RNA. RefSeq names its product olfactory receptor 14A16-like. Gene Ontology annotation, biological process: G protein-coupled receptor signaling pathway. Gene Ontology annotation, molecular function: G protein-coupled receptor activity; olfactory receptor activity. Gene Ontology annotation, cellular component: membrane. The transcript has a single exon. Lineage: Eukaryota; Metazoa; Chordata; Aves; Anseriformes; Anatidae. The record is from RefSeq and is a predicted model, not a curated record. Bases 1 to 960 code for a protein of 319 amino acids.